AUGAAAGGCACAUGGCCGGUAAACCCAAAUAUAUUCGAAGACCAUGACUUCUUGCCUUGCAAAACCACGGAUAUGUUAUAUGAAGAGCAACCUACUUUUGACCUAAAUUUGCAAGCUUCUCAAGUGCAACAAACAGGCUUAUCAACCACUGAUCCACUUAUGUUAACAGAAGCUUCAUUUACAAGAGCGGUAGACGCAUCAAUGCUGUCCCAUCCACUUACGUUAUCUACAACCCCUGUUUCGACAAUGAAUGAUCAAUCCACGACACCAAUUUCUUACCAGAAAUCCGAAAUGCCAAUAAAUGCAUUGAUACAAUCUACAAACCAUGUUUUAGCAAUUGACGAUGCGCCAACGCCCUCAACUUCUUUCCAUAAUUGUUCACCAUCUCAGAUUGUAGCAGUUCCCAAAGCACCACAAAAAAAGAGAGCUUCUAAGCUAUCCACAGUUGCUGUUGAAGCCGUUCUGGGUCGGACAGCAUCCUUGCCAUGUGACAUCGAGCCAGAAGCAAAGGAUGAUAGAGUUUAUAUGGUUUUGUGGUUUAGAGAGAGCGCCGGCAAACCACUUUACAGUUUUGAUGUUCGGGGGAGACCGUUUGAAAAGGCGCUCUAUUGGUCCGAUACAAAUUCAUUCGGGCCUCGAGCCUACUUUGUUACGAAUAAGCAACCUGCCAAAUUAACAGUUGACAAUAUACAGCUAGACGAUGAAGGAGUUUAUAGAUGUCGAGUGGAUUUUCAAAAUUCACCUACAAGAAAUCAUAGAAUUAAUUUAACGGUUAUUGUUCCUCCACAUCAGAUACUCGUUUACGAUGCAUCUGGGCGAGAUGUUGCUGGAGCUGUUGGCCCCCUUCUAGAAGGUGACAACAUCGUCUUGACUUGUGAAGUUCGUGGCGGACGUCCAGAGCCAACAGUAACGUGGUUUAAUGGCACACAACUUCUACAAGCCGGAUCUGGGGUAUCAAUGGCACGGCACGUGACAGUAAACCGCUUGGAGGUACCACAAAUUACGCGGUCGGCUUUGAAUAAUACUUAUAGAUGUCAGGCGUCUAAUACAAAGCUAGUGCCACCAGUUGAAAGGAGCAUACGAAUUGGGAUGUUAUUGAGACCGAUAACUGUGAACUUGACAGCUAAGCCAAAAGUUCUGUCUUCAGCAACACAAUAUAAUCUUACCUGUAUUGUUGAUGGUUCCGUACCGGAUACGGAUGUCAAAUGGACUCAAAACAAUCGACCAUUUAAACGUGGAACGAUACAAACAACACAAAAUGGUAGAAAAGUUACAUCGAUUUUAUCAUUUAAUCCAAUGCCAGAAGAUGAUGGCACAAUGCUGAGAUGUGACGGUUCAAAUCCCAGACUUCCCAAUUCAGCACUUGAAGACAAUCUUCCAUUGAAUGUCAUAUAUCCACCACAAGUGACAUUAUCACUGGGCUCAACAUUAAAGCCAGACGACAUUAAAGAGGGUGACGAUGUAUAUUUUGAAUGUCACAUCAAAGCAAACCCCAAGGAGCAUAGAAUAACAUGGUCACAUAAUGGUAUGCCUGUUACUCAAAAUGUUUCCUGGGGAGUAAUCAUUUCAACAAGAUCCUUGGUCCUUCAGAGAGUUGCUCGUUUACAUGCUGGCCUCUAUGCAUGUUCGGCUGCUAACGAUAGAGGGGAAACACAAAGUGCCUUAGUUAAUUUACGAAUAAGAUAUGCUCCAGUUUGUAGUACAACAACAGUUACAGUAGUUGGUGCAUCAAUUGAAGAAUCCGUACCAAUACCAUGUCGAGUGAAUUCAGAUCCACCGGAAAUUGAAUUUGAAUGGACAUUUUCAAGUAGUGGGGAACAUUUUGAAGUACCAUCUGGGCAUUAUGCGACAAUACAAGAAGCAACUACCACAACAACUGGUGAUAUACAUCGAACGAUAAUCGAAUCAAAUGACACCCACAUUGAGACUUAUGUUGAAACAGUCAGCGAAUUGAUUUAUACACCGAAAGGCGAACGAGACUACGGAACCCUUGCCUGUUGGGGUAGAAAUUCAAUUGGCAAACAAGUGGAGCCGUGUUUAUUUCAAGUUGUACCUGCAGCAAAACCUGGACCACCAAGGAACUGCACACUGCGACCGUAUGUUGUCACAUCAGCCUCACUGAAUUCGUCAAAUCAAACGACAAUACAUCCUAAUCAAAUGCCACCCGCAUAUGGUCGAGAAUCGAAUUACCCCCACAUGGAAUUCUUACGUGACAGCCGGGCCAAUCGCAACCGAACCAACUCCAAUACCAAUUUCAGUAAAAAGGACAACACCAUCAAUAUUAACAACACUAACAACAACAACUACAAAAGUCCUAACCUAAAAAAGAAUACCAUUACUAAGAAAUUGAAAAUAAAAAAACGAGUAUCGUUCACGCCAUCGAAUAUGAUGCCAUUGGCCAAGGACGAGGCUGAUGCAUCAAAUUCACAUCAGGACCAAGAGCAUCAUCAACAACAGAAGCAGCAGAAACAGCAAAAACAGCGUUCCACAUCAGCAGUCUUCGGCCAGAACAUAAAUAAUAGAAGUGAAAUAUACUAUCGCAGAACGAAACGUGAUACGAAACAUGACGAAGUAGCUGCUGCUGGUGCUAGAGCUGGUGCUAUGGCAUCUUCUUCUCAUAGUGGUGGCAGUAUUGUUCCACGGGACACUAGGAGCACCAGGGGCAGUAGCAAGGAUCAUCUUAAAAAUUCCAAGUCAUAUCAAAAAAUAUCCAAAUCGAAUCAGGACGUGGGUAACAUUUCUCAUUACACCAGGGCCAUCACAAGGAAGUUAAAACGGGGAGCAAGAACUAGCAGCAGUGCAGCAUCAAUUCAUCUCUCGAAGAGGCAAGUUACCUUGCCGCAGCAGCAUCCAAGUGGGGAUAGUCAUCAUCGUAUGCCAUCACCCUUAAGUGUAACCUCGGGUAAUGUAGUAUCUCAAACGAUGCACCGCCACCAGCAGCAGGAGCAGCAGCAUGCUGCACAGUUCUCUGACACUGCACCAAGAAGAGACGUUGAUAAAUUAGAUAAGAUUCGGAUACGAAAAUCACUCGAAAUAAUGCAACAGAAACAACAACAACAACAUCAGCCCAUGAAGAACUAUAAAAUUACACCGCCGGCAUUUGUGGCAUCAGUAAGUAGCGGUGGCACAAGUGGUGGCACACAAGCUGGCAGUUUAAGUAAUGCUAAGCCAAAUGGCUCAUUGGAUAACCAUACCCACAAUAAUACAAUGAGGAUUAGUAGUGCUGUUGAUGUAGAUGCUGAUGCUGAUGCUGAUGCUUCAGCUAACAAUGAGGUAGAUGACGACGAUAAGGAGGACCUCGAGGAGCCUGAGGAAUAUCAACCCAGAUUUGCCUACUCACGCAUGGAGACCUACUACAACAGUUAUGCAACGUCCAAUGGCAAUGGGAUGCACUUGGAAAAUUAUGAUAAUAUCAUCUAUUCAACAAUGGAACUUGAGUGUUUACCGGGCUAUGAUGGUGGCUUACAACAACAGUUCUUCUUAGAGGCCUACGACUCGAAGACGAAGAAACUGAGGUUAAACACUACCAGCACGUAUUCGGAUGUUCCGAUUUUUCGGAUCGAUUUGUCAGAUUUAUCACCAAUGGAAUACUACCCCGAUCCCAAUCCGGCCCUACAUCUUGUCGUCUAUAGUGUAAACCAGAAGGGGCGUUCCGAACCGAUUGUCUUGGAAAAUAUACCCAUAAACGAAGCGGAAAAACGUACAGGUAAGUCGAUUGCUUAA
Molecule: messenger RNA, 3723 nt
Organism: Eupeodes corollae
Lineage: Eukaryota; Metazoa; Arthropoda; Insecta; Diptera; Syrphidae
Exons: 14
Coding region: 1-3723 (1240 amino acids)
Source: RefSeq, a predicted model, not a curated record